AGGUUUUCCUUUACAAAUGAAGAUGGGGAGGAGGUGGACAUUUCCUUUGGAUCUGAUGAAAAUGAAGUUUUCAAAACCGGAGAGUCCGCCACCCAGUUCCCACAGGAGUAUAUCUUUGAGUCAGACACUGAAAGGUUCCACCUCAUCGACACUCCAGGCAUCGGGGACAGUAGGGGAAUUGAUCAGGAUAAGAAAAACUUUGCGAACACCUUGGACUUCCUUCAAUGCUUCGACAAGAUAAGUGCCGUUGUUGUGCUUCUCAAACCAAACAAUGCAAGGUUGACGGUAGCUUUUAAGUUUUGUGUCUUGGAAUUGCUGACCCACCUUCACAAGUCACUGGUCUCCAACAUAAUGUUCGCCUUUACCAACUCCAGGGGAACUUUUUACAGACCAGGAGACACUCUUCCAGCACUGAAGAAACUUCUAAACGAAAAACAGAUUUCGAUCGAUGUCUCAAAGGAAAACUAUUUUUGCUUUGACAACGAAGCCUUCAGGUUUCUUGCCUGCAAAAAGAAAGGGGAAGAGUUCACACAGAGAGAAAUCGAUCUUUACUCGGAGAGCUGGGUCCAGUCACGCGAAACAACUCUCAAGCUAUUGGCACGAGUGCUGGGACUGAAGCCCCAUGAUACAAAGGAGACGUUAAGCCUGAACGAGGCGAGAAACUACAUAAUCGCCCUAAGCAAACCGAUGGGGGAAGCUGUUGACCUGAUAAAUAGGAAUUUGAAAGCAAUUGAAGAUAGAAGAAAGGAGGUGGCGGGUUGUGAACAAAAUAUCAAGACUUUCGAAGCUCAACUAAAGUUCACAGGGUAUGAGCUGAAGAUUGAAAAACUUGACUAUCCCAUGACUGUUUGUACUUCUGAAGGGUGCAAGAAAUAUGAAAACAUCGGUGAGACUAGAGAGAGAAAUACAAUUUAUA
Pocillopora damicornis (cauliflower coral) is the source of this 916-nucleotide messenger RNA. RefSeq lists its product as uncharacterized. The record is from RefSeq and is a predicted model, not a curated record. Lineage: Eukaryota; Metazoa; Cnidaria; Anthozoa; Scleractinia; Pocilloporidae.